Molecule: messenger RNA, 926 nt
Organism: Mercurialis annua (annual mercury)
Lineage: Eukaryota; Viridiplantae; Streptophyta; Magnoliopsida; Malpighiales; Euphorbiaceae
Product: photosystem II D1 precursor processing protein PSB27-H2, chloroplastic
Exons: 4
Coding region: 204-806 (200 amino acids)
Biological process (GO): photosystem II assembly; photosystem II repair
Cellular component (GO): photosystem II; chloroplast thylakoid lumen
Source: RefSeq, a predicted model, not a curated record
CUAGUCUAUCCCUCUCAAUUCUGUGUAUCCAUUUGGAUAAUAAACUGGUAAGAAGGGAAGGGAGGAUUUGAGGUUGAAAAGCUGUGCAUUUUGUGUAAACAAAAAAGCAAGUUAUCAGAGGUACGUAGCAGAAUUCAAGACAUUGAUUGAUUGUGUUGCUAGAAAGAUGCAGUGGAUUUAAUAAGUGGGCUGCAAAACAAGAAAUGGCUGGGAUUUUGACACUCAAGUUAUCCCCCUUUGUUACUCGCAAAAUCUCAAUACUCAACUAUGAAGAUAAGCCGAAAUUGGGGUGUAAUGCUGUUCUGUCAUCUCAAUCUGCUCGGUUGAGUCGUCAACGUUUCCUAGUCUUAAGUGCUUCAAUUUUUACCAUUCUGAACGUAAGUUGCAUCUCGACGCCUUCACCAGUAAGAGCCGAAGAUGAAGAGGAAAAUGAUGGAGUUGGUGGGGCUAUCAAAUCUUUUUUUGAUCCUAAUGAGAAAACAAAAUCUGGAAAACUGCUGCCAAAGGCUUACUUAAAAUCAGCAAGAGAGGUUAUAAAGACGCUACGCGAGUCAUUGGAAGAAGACCCUAAAAAUGGUUCUAAAUUUAGACGAACUGCUGAUGCAGCAAAGGAGUCCAUUAGAGACUAUCUGGGCAAUUGGAGAGGACAAGAACAGGUGACUCGUGAGGAAUCAUAUAUUGAGAUCGAAAAGGCGAUUAGAUCCUUGGCAAGCUUUUACUCAAAGGCAGGCCCAUCGGCAGCUCUCCGUGAAGAUGUUAAGUCCGAGAUAUUGAAUAUUUUAAAUGCCGCCGAGGAAUUUUUGUAGCAGACAAGUAACUUUAGCAAGAUGCAUAUUCAUUAAAUUAGAAAAAAGAUACAUUGUUGAUAGUACAGCAUUAUUUUGAACUCAUCAUGUUCACAAAAUACAAUAUAGUUGUGAUGACAA